AUGGAAACUUUGUCAGACACGACGUGGGAUGUGAUCAUUAAUGGGACUGGGAUUUCUCAGUCCCUUCUGGCACUGGCCCUCUCACGAUCUGGAAAGAAGGUUCUUCACAUCGACCCAAACCAGUAUUAUGGUGGUUCAGAUGCAGCCUUCAGUCUUGAUGAGGCCCAGGAGUGGGCAGAGAAGGUCAAUAAAGGUGAAUUGCUCUUAUCAACGUUCAAAGAUGCCUCGAUCUUCAAACCUGAAGUGUCUCCAUCAUCUGAGGAGACGGGCAUUUCCCCCAAACUUGCAUCUAGCCGUGCUUACACUUUGUCCCUCUCCCCAUAUUUCCUAUAUGCCCGUUCUCAACUAAUGUCAGCCCUUGUCACUUCGAAAGUCUUUCGACAGCUGGAGUUUAUGGCUGUUGGAAGCUGGUGGAUUUACGUACCUGAACAGCCGGAUUCUAAAAAUGGCGAGCUCGGUGCGGAAAAGAUUUUCUACCGCGUGCCUGGCAACCGGGAGGAUGUGUUCGCUGCAACUCAUAUCAGCAUGAAGUCCAAGAGAACCCUCAUGCGAUUGUUGCGUCAUAUCACUAAGCCCAAUGAGGAUGACGCUUCAAUUGAAGAUGAGGAUAUGUCAAUGCCCCUGAACGAUUACUUGGCUUCCAAAUUCAGCGUUCCAGAGGAACUUCACAAUCCUCUGCUAUCGCUGUCCCUGUCACAGCUUUCUCAGCAAGAUACUUCCGCCAGCUAUGCUCUACCUAGGGUUCAAAGACAUCUGUCAUCCAUUGGCCAUCUUGGCCCUGGGUUUGGUGCUGUGAUUCCUAAGUAUGGCGGUGGAGCUGAAAUACUGCAAGCCGCCUGCCGCGCAUCCGCUGUGGGAGGGGGUGUAUAUGCCCUGGAUACGCGGAUUUCUGAUUGUUUAUGGCGUAACAGCUCUGAACAUUCCGAAUAUCCCUUCCUGCUGAAACUGAAUGAAGGGCCUGUUCAGGGAAAAUAUUUUUUUAACUCGAAUUUGGAUACUUCUCCCAAAGAGAAUUUGACUCCCUUGGUCGAGGUCGCCCGCUCGAUCAGUGUUGUGUCAGCUACUUUCCCAUCUCUUUUCCCUGCUACAGUUGAAGGUGCUCCUGUGCCCGCAACCGCAGUUCUCAUGUUCCCAGGGGACACAUUGGGCAGCCCCCAAUCCCCACCAGUCUAUCUCCAGGUCCAUUCAAGCGACACUGGCGAGUGUCCACCACAGCAGAGUGUCAUUUAUUGCAGUGUGGCACUAGCUGGACCAGAAGGUCAAGCGCUUAUCGAGUCCGCUGUCGAUAGACUAAUUCGGGCAGAAGGUCUCCCGGCCACCGUUCUGUGGUCCUUGCGAUACACCCAUCGUGGACCUCUUAGCAAUGGUGCGCCCCAGCGUUUUAUUGUUGAAGACGAAGUUUCUCACUGCUACAAUUUCCCCCCAUCGAGCCUUGACUUGGCAUUCGAAGACGACACCCUCGACCUUGUAAAAGAGGCUUGGAAGAAAGUCGUAGGAGAUGAAGUUGAUGAUGCCGAUUUCAUGAUGUUUGAUGAUCGCGAUGGCACCUCUGACCAAUGA
Penicillium griseofulvum is the source of this 1560-nucleotide messenger RNA. Its product is annotated as putative Rab geranylgeranyl transferase escort protein. Bases 1 to 1560 code for a protein of 519 amino acids. Gene Ontology annotation, cellular component: nucleus; cytosol; cytoplasm. Gene Ontology annotation, molecular function: GDP-dissociation inhibitor activity. NCBI's taxonomy places the organism in Eukaryota, Fungi, Ascomycota, Eurotiomycetes, Eurotiales, Aspergillaceae. The transcript has 4 exons. The record is from RefSeq and is a predicted model, not a curated record. Gene Ontology annotation, biological process: vesicle-mediated transport; protein geranylgeranylation; small GTPase-mediated signal transduction.